Molecule: messenger RNA, 1838 nt
Organism: Pongo pygmaeus (Bornean orangutan)
Lineage: Eukaryota; Metazoa; Chordata; Mammalia; Primates; Hominidae
Gene: ARMH1
Product: armadillo like helical domain containing 1
Exons: 12
Coding region: 328-1650 (440 amino acids)
Source: RefSeq, a predicted model, not a curated record
AGCCUCUCGCCUCACCCCACUAGCUCGGCCCUAGCAACCAUGCCCCGCCCCUAUUACUGGCCCACAGCCAUUGGCUAACUCGCUUGAUCUGGAUCAGGUAUUGGUCAGCCGGGGCGCCGGUCAGGAAGAGUCCCCACCCUCUUAUGUAGGUGAGAGGCGGCUGAAGAGUUACUGUAUUCUGGGAAUGGGCAGGGUCACUUGUCCGAACAGAGUCCUAUCCUACGCGGCUGAAGCGUGUGCCCUUUGACUUGCAUCAUCUAGCUACCUCUGCCAUCGUCUAUCAGCCGCAACUCCGAGGGCUGGAGCCAACUUCAGGACUGAUUGAUCAUGACUUCUAUAAAGGAGCAGGCAGCAAUUAGCAGGCUCUUAAGUUUUUUACAGGAGUGGGACAACGCUGGCAAAGUUGCAAGGAGUCACAUCCUCGACAAGUUCAUUGAAACCAACCAAGGCAAGACUGCCCCUGAACUGGAGCAGGAGUUUUCCCAGGGAGCCAGUUUGUUCCUGGUACGCUUGACCACCUCACUUAGAAUCACCUAUAUGACUGACUCAUGUUUAGAAAAGCUUCUCAGGUCCAUUGGCAUCUUCUUAUCAGCUGUAAGCAGUAAUCGAUACCUUAUAGAAUUUCUUGAGGUUGGAGGUGUCCUAACACUCUUGGAAAUACUUGGGCUGGAGAAGAUCAAGGAGGAAGCCAAGAAGGAAUCUGUCAAACUCCUUCAGGUUAUUGUGAAUUCUGGCAGGACAUACAAGGAGCUCAUUUGUGAAAGCUAUGGUGUACGAUCCAUAGCAGAAUUUUUGGCAAAGUCUAAGUCAGAAGAGACCCAGGAGGAAGUGCAGGUUCUGUUGGAUUCUUUGGUCCACGGCAAUCCCAAGUACCAAAAUCAAGUGUAUAAAGGUCUAAUAGCUUUGCUGCCCUGCGAGUCCCCAAAAGCCCAGCAGCUGUCCCUGCAGACUCUCAGGACUGCCCAGCCAAUCAUUGGGACCACACACCCCAGCAUCGUGGACUGCGUGCUGAAGGUGCUGGGCACGAUGCACCUGGAAGUCCAGUAUGAAGCCAUCGAGUUGAUCAAGGACCUGGUCGGUUACGAUGUGCGCCAGGCGCUGCUCAAGGGCCUCGUGGAGCUGCUGAUACCGUCGGUCAAGGAGAACUCCAAACUGCAGGCCAAGAUCCUCAGUGACCCCUCGGUUCUCCAGCUCACCCCCAGCCUGCCGAUGUUUUUGCAGCAGGCCGCGGCCGCCAAGGCCAUCGGGGUCCUGGCGCGCAACGACAUGAGCAUCGCCGAGGAGCUGCUGUACCUGCGCGUGGUGCGUGGCCUAAUGGCCGCCAUGGGCAACAAGGACCACAGCAACAGCCAGCGGCUGGCCAGUCUCACGCUGGAGUACUUCGUGCAGAUGUUCCCCUUGGUGGCAGAGCACGUGCGCAAGUGCAUGGGGGAGGAACUCUACCAGCUCUUCCUGAGCAACGCUGAGGACUUGUACAUGAAAAUAGACAGCAUUCAGGCGGACAUCUUGGCGGCCAACAAAGUCAAUGUUACCAAAGCCCUGUGCCUCCAUGGCAGCUCCCACAGCAUGAACGCUCUCUAUGGCUCGCGUGAUUCAGCUCAGAUGGCCUACCUCACACACUUCGAGGAGGAUGUAGAAUCAAAGGAGUAACAGCCCCUGUGGCAAACCAGGAAUGCCAAGGCUGCGGGGCAGGGAAGCCGGGCAAGAGGAAGGCGCCUGGGGUCAAGCUCAGAGCCACUCCACUUGGCUCCAGGCGGGAGACGGGGAUUAGACACCCCAGAGGGGCAGAGGGAGAGCCGCUGGCUGCGAAGAGUCAAUAAACAGCCUUGAUACCUGUC